AUGAGCCUGUCCGUGAGUACCUGUGUGAACCUGACGAAUGUUCAUGUUGACAUGCCGGACCUGAGGCUGAACACCACAAUCGGUGUUGCAGCUUUCAACGUCUCCGCAAACGCUAGAAAGGUUGAUAAGGAUACAAUUGCAGCCAAUGUAACUGUGGUACUUUUGGAAUGGAAUGUCACCAGUAUUGGCGGACCGGACCUGUACGUCAACAUUUCGUCGAAGAAAUUGAAGGACAAACGCGCCAUGCAAGAUGUUCUGCAAAAUGAGGCCAAUUUGCUACUGAAGAAGCCGCCAAAUGCAGGCUGGCUUUACGGGAAAUUGUCCGAACUGUGGCCCAAACCAACUGAACCAUCUACGACUUCUGACUUUAUGUCAACUGACAUUGAUUUGUUUUAA
This is a messenger RNA of Mesocestoides corti, 396 nucleotides long. The record is from the annotation of a GenBank genome assembly. NCBI's taxonomy places the organism in Eukaryota, Metazoa, Platyhelminthes, Cestoda, Cyclophyllidea, Mesocestoididae.